AUGACUAUCCCUGCUCGCGACAGUAUGUACGGCAGAGAGCGGAAGGACUACCUUGACCUUUUACAGUCGCAGGUCAUGAAGCUCCGAGCUGACCCCAGUCUUCGCCUUCACGUGGUUGAGCGGCUUAGAGAUCUUCAUCGGAUGACACCUGGCUGCCUCGAGGGUUCCCAGGUUGUCAGCGACACUCUCUUCCAUCAGAUCUGCUGCACUCUUCAGCCUCUUUACCGCAUCGCGAUCGCCACUCUGAUCGGAGACAGUGAUCCCGCCAGUGUAUAUCGAGUCGCCGAUAUGCUCGAGGGUGCAGUUCCUUGGGAGGUUCGUGAUCCCUUCAACACUCCAGCUACAUAG
Molecule: messenger RNA, 348 nt
Organism: Penicillium samsonianum
Lineage: Eukaryota; Fungi; Ascomycota; Eurotiomycetes; Eurotiales; Aspergillaceae
Exons: 1
Coding region: 1-348 (115 amino acids)
Source: RefSeq, a predicted model, not a curated record